UAAAGGAAUGCGGACAAUGACGAUUGCCAAGGCCAUUGCCACGCCUACAAUGUUUGACAACCAGCUGUCUUCGAUCUCGACUUCAUCGUGAAUGGUGCUUCUUGCUCUGCUCAUGCAUCUUGAUAGCGGAAUUCUCAAUGAUGCUGGGUGAGAUGCAUUCAUGUUGACUCUUGGCUGAUCGAUCCGCGAUACUCGGCGACCCAAGUUCUUCGUUGCACGGAGCUCCGACCCUGGGAUGGAUACCAAGGACAAUAGAGAGUUCGACCAGAAGCCUCUUUACCAGGAUCCUCAAACAUGCCCGGACACGAGUCGACGCCGCCAAACAGUCCGCCGAGAGCCGUCUCUCUGGCUAGGGCUAUAUCGCCAACUUGGUGCAUAUUUUUGUUUGUUUCUGGCUUCGGUCCUCGUCACUGCUCUGGUUCUGCGGUCAUUCCUACCGGAGGGUUCAAUGCGGUGGUCGCCUCCAUGGUUUGAUGUAGCUGGACAAUUCGGCGAGACUCAGAUGCACGGGGACCGCUAUCUAAUCGGGGUUGGAAAAGCCGACAUCACGGGUCCCGUGGUUGAAGUCAACCUGAUGGGUUAUGCAGACCCCAAGCAAGUCGGCAGUGGUUUACGCCAGCGCCUCUAUUCGCGGGCCUUCAUUGUGGGGAGCGUCGACCGGCCCGAGGAGAGGUUUGUCUACUUGGUGCUCGAUACGCAGUCAGGCGACACGGCUAUUCGAUAUGGGAUCCUCAACGGCCUCAAGGAGCUCGGUCCGUCCUACCAUGUCUACAGCCAACACAACGUUGCCGUGACUGGCACCCACUCGCAUGCUGGGCCGGCAGGUUGGCUGAACUAUCUACUGCCUCAAAUUACCAGCAAAGGGUUCGACCGUCAAGGAUACCGCGCGAUCAUUGAUGGCGCAGUUCUGUCCAUCCGCCGGGCUCACGAGACCCUGCAGCCAGGAUAUCUGAGCAUUGGUACCACCAAGGUCCACGGUGCCAACAUCAAUCGCAGUUUGUUCGCGUACCUCGCCAACCCAGAACACGAACGCGCCAAAUACAACGUCAGCAGUGAAGACGAUGGCUCCGUUGAGAAGGACAUGACACUGCUCAAGUUCCAGCGAGCUUCAGACGGCAAGAACAUUGGUGUUUUGACUUGGUUUCCUACCCACGGGACUUCGCUACUGGGCAACAACACGCUUAUUGCUGGCGAUAACAAGGGCGUUGCGGCCUAUCUGUUCGAGAAGAGCGUUCGUGGCGAGGCUACAGCAGCCGAGGAUUUCGUGGCCGGGUUCUCGCAAGCCAACGUCGGCGAUACAAGCCCAAAUGUCCUGGGGGCAUGGUGCGAGGAUGGGUCAGGGGCAAUGUGCAGCUUCGAGAACAGCACCUGCAGCGACGGUCGAUCACAACACUGUCAUGCCAGAGGCCCAUUGUUCAGAGUCAAAGACAACGGAGCAAGCUCGUGCUUCGAGAUUGGGAGACGCCAGUUUGAGGCGGCCUGGAACAUCUAUGACCGUCUCGCUGAAGAAGGGAGCCCCGUUCGUGGGCCAUCAGUCAAAUUUUUCCACACCUUCCACAACAUGUCCAGCUUCUCAUUCCUUCUCCCGAACGGCUCUGAGGCUCACACAUGCACGGCGGCACUCGGGUAUUCAUUCGCCGCUGGAACGUCCGACGGUCCUGGGGCAUUCGACUUCACACAGCACUCGGGCAACGAAAACACCACGUCACCCGUAUGGAGAGUCGUGUCACACUUUCUAAAGGAGCCUUCCGCUGAACAACGAGCAUGCCACAGCCCUAAGCCUAUCCUUAUGGACGUCGGUGAAAUGUAUAAGCCAUACCAAUGGACGCCCAACAUCGUCGACGUGCAGGUGUUUCGUGUUGGGCAGCUGGUGAUUAUCGUCAGUCCGGGUGAAGCCACCACUAUGGCCGGUCGACGGUGGAAGGAAGCCGUGGCACACGCUUCGGCGGCCCUUUUCCAGCAGGAGACGGUACCUGCUCUUCCGUUCUCCUCCCCGGUUGUGGUCCUUGGCGGCCCUGCGAACAGCUACACGCACUACAUCACCACUGAGGAAGAAUACGCAAUCCAGCGCUACGAAGGCGCCUCCACCUUGUACGGUCCACACACGCUGGCGGCAUACAUAAACGUGACGCUGUCAAAUCUGAACUAUCUGGGCGCUAGCGCCGCACCUCCCCCUUCGCACGAGGACAAGGGACUGUUCCCCCCGGACAACUCAAACCGGUCGCUUUCGUUCAUCCCGGCCGUAGUGCGGGACGGGACACCGCUCUUCACACACUUUGGUGAUGUGCUCCUGGACGUGAACGGGGUCUAUCGCCGGGGGGAGAAGGUGAAUGCCGUGUUUGUUGGGGCCAAUCCGAGGAACAAUCUACGGCUUGAGGGGACGUUUGCCGCGGUGGAGCAGUUGAGCCUACUAAACGGGAAGGAACAGAAUUGGACGCAGGUGAGAAGCGAUGAGGAUUGGUCUUUGGUGUUCAACUGGUGGCGGACAAACGAGAUCAUGGGGACUAGCGAAGUUGAGAUUGUCUGGGAGACGGAGGACUGGGCUGAGCGGGGCGUGUAUCGGAUCCGGUAUUAUGGCGACGCAAAGAGCUUGGGAGGGAAUAUAGAGGCGUUUGAGGGCACGAGUUCGGCGUUUACACUGGUUUAAACUGCACAGGCAGGGGAUGGGAUAGGGUUGAACGGCACUAGGUAUGGGCGGUACAUGAAAUAUCCCGCGCGGAGUUCUGUCUUUCGGUUUUGCUCAAUUCCAGUGGAUAUUCGCAAGAUAGGAUAACGUUAUGAGCAGAGUUUCAAUGACUAAUGCGAACAAAGGUAGCAUCACG
Messenger RNA from Canariomyces notabilis, 2822 nucleotides. Its product is annotated as Neutral/alkaline nonlysosomal ceramidase. Gene Ontology annotation, molecular function: N-acylsphingosine amidohydrolase activity. Gene Ontology annotation, biological process: long-chain fatty acid biosynthetic process; sphingosine biosynthetic process; ceramide catabolic process. The record is from RefSeq and is a predicted model, not a curated record. The coding region runs from base 236 to 2647 and encodes 803 amino acids. The transcript has a single exon. Gene Ontology annotation, cellular component: extracellular region. NCBI's taxonomy places the organism in Eukaryota, Fungi, Ascomycota, Sordariomycetes, Sordariales, Chaetomiaceae.